AUGAAGAACAAGGAGCUUGUCGACGACAGGUAUUACAACCUCAAGCCAGAUGAAAGUGCAUUUUUCAAGGCCCAAACUGGAAUCGCCAACGACGACGAGCUGAAGAAGCAUAUCGUCGCCAUACAGAAGAAGGCGUACAAGGUCUUCCCGUACUCGUGCAUUCUUCGCUUCGCUUUCACUCAGCUGAAGAUAUCGUCUAUGACGCCCAUUGCAUAUGAGCAUGUCCUUAGGCUCGGCAGAGAGCGUCCCGGUGCCAUUUUAGUUGACGCCGGUUGCUGUUUCGGCAACGACGCGCGAAAGUCCGUAUCUGAUGGAUUUCCUGCAGAGAACGUGGUAGCCUUCGAUCUACACCCAGAGUUCUGGGACCUCGGCCAUGAGCUCUUCAAAUCCACUCCUCAGUCGUUCCCGGCCCAAUUUAUCCCGGGAAACAUCUUCGACGACGCCAUGCUCUCCUUGCCCGACAGCUCCUCGCCCUCUCAGCGCCCAGAGGACCUCUCGUCGCUCACCAGCCUAAACCCCCUGCGCGGUCACGUCUCCGCGAUCCACGCAUCCGCCUUCUUCCACCUCUUCUCCAAGGACGCACAGGCCGACCUCGCCGCGCGCCUCGCGGGCCUGCUCUCCCCCAAGCCGGGCUCCAUCAUCUUCGGCACGCACACCGGUCAAUUCGAGGCGUCAUUCCAGCCAUACGGCCCGCCCGGGCCAGGGCAGGUGCAGAUCUUCUGCCACUCGCCCGAGACAUGGAAGGAGCUAUGGGACGGAGUCGUCUUCCCCAAGGGCACGGUGGAGGUUAAAGCGGAGCUCGAAGACGCGACUGCGUACAUACGUCCAGACUUGGCGAAGGAGCAUACCGACUCGGGGGGAAAGGGGUGGUGGUGGCUUAAGUGGUCUGUUGUCAGGCUGUAG
Coniophora puteana RWD-64-598 SS2 is the source of this 903-nucleotide messenger RNA. RefSeq lists its product as uncharacterized. NCBI's taxonomy places the organism in Eukaryota, Fungi, Basidiomycota, Agaricomycetes, Boletales, Coniophoraceae. The coding region runs from base 1 to 903 and encodes 300 amino acids. The transcript is spliced from 5 exons. The record is from RefSeq and is a predicted model, not a curated record.